Phyllostomus discolor (pale spear-nosed bat) is the source of this 2157-nucleotide messenger RNA. RefSeq names its product La ribonucleoprotein 7, transcriptional regulator (gene LARP7). Gene Ontology annotation, cellular component: nucleus. The transcript is spliced from 13 exons. Gene Ontology annotation, biological process: RNA processing. Bases 180 to 1904 code for a protein of 574 amino acids. Lineage: Eukaryota; Metazoa; Chordata; Mammalia; Chiroptera; Phyllostomidae. The record is from RefSeq and is a predicted model, not a curated record. Gene Ontology annotation, molecular function: mRNA binding.
GGCGUCCGGGAGACCCUGUCGCUUACUGAGGUGUCGCGGGUCCGAUGACGCGGUCGCAACCACGACUGUGAGACUCGGGAGACGGAAAGGGCUCCAGGACGCAUCUCUGGCCUGUGUUUUGGGACCUGAACGGAGUAAGUUCCCACUGGGCCCGAGGCGGCUCAGGUGGGGAUAUAGGAAUGGAAAUGGAAGGAGUAAACGCAGAAAAGACAAUGGAAGAGGAAAGUACAGAAAAAAAAGAGGUAGAGAAAAAGAAGCGGUCCCGAGUUAAACAGGUGCUUGCAGACAUCACUAAGCAAGUGGACUUCUGGUUUGGUGAUGCCAAUCUUCACAAGGAUAGAUUUCUUCGAGAGCAGAUAGAAAAAUCUAGAGAUGGAUAUGUUGACAUAUCCCUUCUGGUGUCUUUUAACAAAAUGAAAAAAUUGACCACGGAUGAAAAAUUAAUAGCCAGAGCACUGAGAAGUUCAGCAGUUGUAGAGCUGGACUUGGAAGGCACCCGGGUGAGGAGAAAGAAGCCUCUGGGUGAGAGGCCCCAGGAUGAGGAUGAGCGGACCGUGUAUGUGGAGUUACUUCCCAAAAAUGUCAACCACAGCUGGAUUGAAAGAGUGUUUGGGAAAUGUGGCAAUGUUGUUUACAUAAGUAUACCACACUACAAGUCUACUGGAGAUCCAAAGGGGUUUGCAUUUGUGGAAUUUGAGACAAAAGAACAAGCAACAAAAGCUAUUGAGUUUCUUAACAACCCACCAGAAGAAGCACCAAGGAAACCUGGGAUAUUCCCCAAAACCGUGAAAAAUAAGCCCAUUCCUGCCCUUAGAGUAGCUGAAGAGAAGAAGAAGAAGAAAAAGAAAAAAGGCAGGGUGAAGAAGGAAGACCGUGCGCAGACCCAAGAGGCAAAUGCGGACACAGGGAAGACGAGCAGUGCCGGCAAAGGGAAGAGACCCAGGACCACGUCAGAGGGCUCUGAAGGGGAGAGUACUGAACCCCAAAAGCCACCCUCAAAGAAGAAAAAAAAGCGGGUUAAAGCUGAAGGGACCAGCUUACCUUUGGUCCCAACAGGGAAGAGGAAACGAAGUAGCUCUGAGGAUGCAGGCUGCCCAACUCCCAAAUCCAAAGUCAAGAAAGUGGACCAGAAAGACAGCCUGGAAAAAGCCUCAGAAAUAUCUAAAGAAAACAAAGAUUUAGAAGUCUCCACUGAAGAGGAAAAGGAGACAGGAGAUGUAAAAGAGGGAUUGCUCUUAAAAGCUAAAAGGAAGCAUAAGAAAAAACACAAGGAGAGGCACAGAAUGGGAGAAGAGGUUAUUCCCCUGCGUGUACUAUCCAAGACUGAGUGGAUGGAUUUGAAAAAAGAAUAUUUGGCACUGCAGAAAGCCAGUAUGGCUUCUUUGAAAAAAACAAUAUCCCAAAUAAAAUUGGAAUCAGGAAUGGAAAUAGACCAUGGAGGAAAAAAUGAAAAAUCGGCAGCCGAGGACUGCUGUUCCCCGAAGCUCCCCCCGGCGGGGCCGCAGUUUGUGAGCGGGGUGAUUGUGAAGGUCGUUAGCACCGAGCCUCUGCCGGGCAGGAAGCAAGUCAGGGACACCUUGGCAGCAGUUUCAGAGGUGGUUUACGUCGAUUUGCUGGAAGGAGACACAGAAUGUCACGUGAGAUUCAAAUCCCCUGAGGAUGCACAAGCAGUAAUAGAUGCACAUGCAGAAAUUAAAAAGAAAUACUGCUGGAAACUCGAGAUUCUUUCUGGGGAUCAUGAACAGAGGUAUUGGCAGAAGAUCUUGGUAGACAGACAGGCAAAACUGAACCAGCCUCGGGAAAAGAAAAGAGGCACUGAGAAGUUAAUCACCAAAGCUGAAAAGAUCAGACUUGCAAAGACUCAACAAGCAAGUAAGCACAUUAGAUUUUCUGAGUAUGAAUGAAAAAAAUGUUGGUUCAUCUCUUAAGAUUUCACUGGAUGCUUGAGCUGCUCUUAAGAAAUGCAUUUUCAUUAUAUUAGUAGUGCGUAAUGAAUUUUUUUAACUUACAUUUACUUACAAGAACUUGUAAAUAAGAUUCUUUUUGUAGCGACAAGUACAUUGUAAACCACACUUUUUAAUUAAACAUUUUAUGUGUGAAAUUAUCUUACAUAAAUCAACUUCAAAGUGACUUAGUAAAUAAAUGUAUUGAACGUUA